Paramecium pentaurelia is the source of this 1865-nucleotide messenger RNA. Lineage: Eukaryota; Ciliophora; Oligohymenophorea; Peniculida; Parameciidae. The record is from the annotation of a GenBank genome assembly.
AUGAAACCAGCAACUUAUUUAAAAAAAGUUGGACCUUAUAGUCUAAUAAGAGAGAUUGGUUAAGGUAUUAUUUCAUAAGGGAGUAGGUUCAUUUGCAAGAGUGUUUAGAGGGAAAUUAGAUGGAAGGCAAGAAGAUGUGGCAAUCAAAAUGAUUUCAAAGUAGAAUGUUAGAAAUGAGAGUAUGUCUAUGAUUGAAAAGGAGAUUGAGAUUUUAAGAUAAUUAGAUCAUCCUAAUAUAAUAAAAUUAAUAGAUUUUAAAAGAACUUAGAAUCAUUAUUAUUUAGUAUUUGAAUAUUGUGAAAAUGGAGAUUUAGAUGCAUAUAUUAGGUUAUAUAAUAAUAGUUUAUGAUUAGAAAGUAUUCUCCUAAUGGAAAAUUACCAGAAGAAGAAGUAAGAAGAAUAGUUUAGUAAUUAGCAUAAGCAUUGUAAUAGAUGUACAAAUUAAGAAUUGUACAUAGAGAUUUAAAAUUAGCAAAUAUAUUAGUAUCUAAGAAUUUUUAAGUAUUGAAAAAAGAAUUACGUAUAGAUUAAAUUAGCUGAUUUUGGAUUUGCCAAAUAUAUGGAAGAAGAUUAAUAUUUAACAUCUUAUUGUGGAACUCCAUUAACAAUGGCACCAGAAAUACUAUAAAGAAAAUAAUAUAAUGAAAAAUGUGAUGUAUGGUCUGUAGGUGUGAUAAUUUAUUAAAUGAUAUAUGGUAGAUCUCCAUUUGUACCACCAAAGGGAGGUAAUAUAAAUGAUUUAAUUGCAAUAAUUAAUAAAGGUGAUUUAUAAUUUCCUGAAAUUUCUACAAUAUCAAUUAAAUUGAAAGAAUUAUUAAUACAAAUGUUAUAAUAAGAUUUUAAAAAAAGAAUAAGUUUUAGAGAUUUCUUUGAACAUAUUUGGUUAUAAGGAGAAGUGAAAGCUGAUUAUAUAUAGAGUAUUAAACAAGAUUUAUAAGAGAAUUCAUGUGAAAUAAUGCCUAUAAUACAUCAUAAAGCAAGUGAAGAUAUUUAAGAGGAGGAGAUAUUCAAUAAUGAAAGAGAUGAUAGUACAAAUGAAGUUUUAAAAGAUUAAUAAUUAAAAUACAUAGGAUAUUAAUUAUAAAAAUAAGCAAUAGGAUAUUUAGAUUUAAUGUUUGAAGAAAUUUAUAAAGUUAAAUAAUUGUGUGAUAAAAUAUAGAAUACAAAAAUAUAAUUUUAGUUUUUAAAAAAUAAAUUAAUUAGUUUAUCAUUAGCAAUUAGAAUUUAUGAAGCAUUUUUAUUAAAAUAAGUUAAUGAAUUUAUGAAAGAAUAAAUAGUUGUAUUACAUACACCUUCAAGUAAUAGUAGUUUGAUAAGUUUAUAAAUGAAAAGACCAUUUUAAACUCAUUAAAUUAUGUUAUAAAAAGAAAUUAUUGAAUUAAAAAAUUAUUUUAAAGAAAAUUAAAUGAUUAUAAAUUAAUUUGAAUAAUGUGGUUAUUGUAUUGCAGAUAAUAUAUUUGAUGAAAUUUUAGAAUUAUUAAUGAAUCUUAUUGAACAUUAAUAAUUAAUAGAUUAAAAUAUUUUUACACAAUUACUAUAAUUGUUGUAUUCUUUUAUUUAAUCUCCACCUUAAUUAUUAUAAGUUGAAUUAUAUAUGAAAUUAUAAACAGGAAAUGAUAUGAAUUAUUAUUGGCAUCUAUUUAAACUUGUUAGAGUUAAUUAAAAAUAUAUUGCAGAUUCAAUUGAAAAUCAAAUUGUAUGUGAAAAUUAUGAAUUUGAUAAAAAAUUAUAAUUUGAAUGGAAAUUAGUAAAAGAUGAUAGUGAAGAAACCCAAGUGUCUUUCAAUAAAGAAGAAAUUGAUAAAUUAUAAGACUUACUAAAAGAAGAAUAUACCAAAAGGGAUAUACGUUAAUAAAUAUAAUGAU